CGCUCUUCCAACGUUGUCGUUUGUCUUCGUUGUUCUGUUGCUGCUGCUGCGCGAAAAAAAACGAAAUAAAUAAAAAAAAAAAACUGGAAUUAUUGAUUUAAAUCGCACACACAUCAAAUCAACGCCAUUGCAAUUAGGUGCAUCCAAACUAAAGACAAAGUGUAGCUGAAGAUACAAAAAAUAAAAGCGAAAAAAAAAAAAACAACAACAACAAAAAAAAGAUACAUUCUAUACAAAAGAAAACCCAAGCAUCAAGUGUGACAACAGUAUUUCUCAUUAAAACUACAUAAGAAAAAAAUAUAUAAAAUCCCUCUCUUUGAAUCCAAUAGUGGAUUUACUAAAAUUAUAAUUACUUACUAUUGCAUUUUUUGUAUGUAAGAAUUAAAUUAAAUAAAAAUAAUAAUAUUACCGGGAUAUUACACAUCUACAACAACAAAAAAACACACAAAAGGAAGGAAAAGUAAAACACAUCUCAUCUAUUUUAUUUAGAGAUUUAAGAAGAAAGUUCAUAUUAUACUCGUAUCUAUAUACAAAAAAAUAAAACCAAUAACAACAAAAAAGAUAUAUUUAAACAAACAACAAAAAAAAACCAUUCAAGAUUAAUUACAAAGAAGAAGUAAACAACAGAGCAGCAAUGGAAGACAAUAAUACCAACACGCCAAUCCGAGAUGACCCAUCGGUUACACUCACAAUAAGGCUGAUUAUGCAAGGCAAGGAAGUUGGCAGUAUUAUCGGUAAAAAAGGCGAAAUUGUCAACAGAUUUCGUGAAGAGUCUGGCGCCAAAAUUAACAUAUCGGAUGGGUCAUGCCCGGAACGUAUCGUAACAGUUUCUGGUACAACUAGCGCCAUCUAUUCAGCGUUCACUUUGAUAACAAAGAAAUUUGAAGAGUGGUGCUCACAGUUUAAUGAUGUUGGCGCAUCGGGUGGCAAAACUCAAAUCCCCAUUCGAUUGAUUGUACCAGCUAGCCAAUGUGGAUCAUUAAUUGGCAAAGGGGGCUCUAAAAUCAAGGAAAUCCGCAAUUCAACCGGAUGUUCAAUUCAAGUUGCCAGCGAGAUGUUGCCAAAUUCAACAGAACGUGCUGUCACUUUAAGUGGAUCUGCUGAGCAAAUAACUCAAUGCAUCUAUCAAAUAUGCUUAGUUAUGCUCGAGUCCCCGCCAAAGGGAGCAACAAUUCCAUAUAGGCCAAAGCCACAAGUUUCAGGACCAGUUAUAUUGGCCAAUGGACAAGCUUAUACAAUUCAAGGAAAUUAUGCUGUGCCCGCACAAGAGACCUGUCCAGUGUUUCCACUUGCGUUGGCUGGUGGUUUACAUGCAGGACUUUCAGGUUUGACGGAUCCUCUAUUAAAGGGGGCGCAUUUGGCAGGAGCGAUACCAGCUGCACAUCAUCUACAACAAUUACCUGAUGUGGCAAAGAAUCCUCUGGCCGGCUUAGCGGCAUUAGGUCUUGCGGGUAUGGCACCAACCAAUACCGGUGGACUCAAUCCAACAGCGGCACUGGCUGCCCUAGCUGGUUCGCAGUUACGUACAAGUAACACCAACCGAACCCAACAGCAACAACAUGAAAUGACAGUGUCAAAUGAUUUAAUUGGUUGCAUUAUUGGCAAGGGAGGUACUAAAAUUGCUGAAAUUCGGCAAAUUUCUGGCGCUAUGAUUCGCAUCUCGAAUUGUGAGGAACGUGAAGGUGGCAAUACCGAUCGGACAAUAACAAUUAGUGGAAAUCCCGAUUCGGUUGCAUUGGCUCAGUACUUAAUCAAUAUGAGAAUAUCUAUGGAAACUGCAGGGCUUCCCAUUCCUGGAUAUCAUUACAUUGCACCAAAUGCAAUUGUCAAAACUCCAAUUCAUUAAAAAACAAAAUACCAUUAAAACGCAAAAAUAAUAAUAUCGUAUUUUUUAAACUAAUAACUUUUAAAGAAGAAACCAAGAAAGAUGUUGAGUGUGAUAGUUUUUUUUUCAAAAAAAAAAACCUAUCAGGCUUAAAAAUAUUUGAAUAUGAGAUCAAAACAAACAAAAAAUACGACGCUUUUAGCCGUAACAAAAAUAAGAAAAAUUGACCACCAAGACCACCACACAAUUGAAAAUAGAAACCAUCACCAUCAAGCUGAAAUGAGAAGCUAGAACUAAAAAACAAAAAAACAGCAGAAAUAUCAUUUAUAAAUAUUAAAUCAAAAUAUUCAUUUAUUAUUAUUAUUUUUUUCUAUUACUAUUAUUAUUAUUAUAUUAUUAAUUAUUACAAUUAUUAUAUAUUUUGCUUUGUUAACAUAAUUUUACAUUAAAACCAGGUUUUAUAAUAAAUUUAUAACAAAACAAAAACAAAAAAUAGAAAACAGUAGAAAAGCCGAGUAAAUGUAGCUAAUUGUGCAAAGAGAAAAAAAUAAUUAAUAAAUUAGUAAUUACAAAUUCUUCAUCUUCUUCAAAAAAUAUGAAGAAUUAAAAACAAAACAUAGUACAUUUUGAAUGUUGUGUAGGUAUUAAUUAUUAUAUUUUAGUGUGUUUAAAACAAAAUAAUAAAAAUUAAAAUUUAUUUGAAAGAAAAAGUAAAAAAAAAUAAUAAUAAAAAGCUUUAAAAAAUGUAAAUUUAGUGAGAAAAAAAAAACUUAUGAGUAAAAUCAUUUUGUUGAGAAUUAAAAAGAAAAUGAUGAUAAAUUUUACACAAAAAAAAAGUAAAUAAAUAAAAUCAUAACAAUAGAAAGAAGCUUAUGCGAAGAAAAAGACUUUUUAGGUAUAUAUUUUUUAUUUUAUUAAUUUUAUUAAAUUUUUUUUAAAUUUAUUUUUUUCUUUUUUUUAUAUUGUUUUUGAAAAAAAAAAUAUAAAUUACUAUUGUAUUUAUGAAUGAUUGGAUGUUAAAGAAAACAAAAAAAAAAUAUUUUAAAAAACAAAUGUGGUAUUUAGGUUAAUGAUAUUUAAAGAAAAAACAAAAACAAAUCACUUACCAAAACAAAAUCAUUUUAAAAACUAAUUUUACAUAAAUUUAUUCCCACAAGGAAAUUAUACAGGAAAAACAAACACACACAUAUUGAAGACAAAACAAAAAAAACACAUAUCGGGAAUAUAUAUCGGCAUUUUAUUCUAUAAUAAGUCGAAAUUAUAUUCGUUACUACUGUUAUAUAAGAACAAUAUUAUUGUUAACAUCAACUUUCGAGUGCAUACAAAAAAAUUUUUUCGCAUUUGAAGUCGAUUUUUUUUUUCUUAUUUUAGUCUGAAAAUAUUACAAUUACACUAAGGAACUCUUAACCAUUCAUGAAAACGAGUUUGAACUUCGUCGGAAAAUUGGGAACAAAUAUGAUGUACAUAAUGUAUAAUUACAUCCUUAGUAAAAAAAAUGAUGACUUUUUAUUCCUUAUUUGUUCAGAUUUUUAUUCUAUUCCUUACUUGACUUUUUUCAAUGCGAACUUAUUCAAAUUGAUCUGAAGGACCUUACUUGCCUAUCAUCUUCAUUAUGAUCGAAUCGAGUUUCUUCGGAGCAAUGUCGAAAGCCAAAAGACCAAUCUUAUACACUGAAAAUUAGGCCAAAUGCUUUGAAAGAAAAACAGGGGUCGAACUAUGGCAUACGUUCGUUAACGUUUUGACUAUUGCUCUCUCUAUUCAAUCAGAAGAAAAUAAUAGAGACAUAAAGCCUCAAUACGUUAACGUUCGUAUGCCGUAGUUCGCCCCAGGAUAUUUUCAGUUGCUAGCCAAGCGCAUGUUAUGAGUUCCCUCAUAUAAAAAAGCUCCAAAACUACAUUUUGUGGGCAUGUGUGUGACACGGGUAAAGCUAGUAUUAUUACACGGUCAACGAAAUCAGUCAACGCGUUAACUUUCUGACUCAACUUGUUAACCGAUUUCAUUGACCGUGUGAAGGAAUGAUCACUACAGGAAAGGUAUGCGGUAGUGGUGCGGGUAAUUGUAUGAAAGCAAUUCCAAAUGGGAACGUCAACGUUCAGGUGGCGAACUUUAUCCAUACAUUUACCCGUACAAGCCUUUUGUAUCUUUUUUUAAAUCUCAGUCCAAUGGUUAUAUAUGUUGUCCGUUUUAGAAUGAAAUUGUUGCGAGCUAAUAAUCUUUAACAUUAUUCAACUCUUCAUAAAGUUUAACGAUUGCUCGCAGUAAUUUAGCUCGAGUUCAUAAAAGUAAAAUUACAGCAGCGCUACAAAAUACAACUGUUAAUAUUGGCUAAAUUAAGUGUAAAUUCUGGCUAAUUUAGUACCCGUUCUUUGAAAGAAAAACCAAUUGUUCUAAAAAGUCGGAUAAUUUUGCAGUACUGCUGUAAAUUUACUUUUACUCAUAUGGACAUGCAAUUCAAGAGACCUGCUCAACACAAUCACCCCUAAUGAGCUAUCCGUUCGAAAAAAUUCUAAAGCGGAAGUGAUAUUCAACUUGCGUUCGAGGUAGCCUUUGCGGAAAUGCAGCAGCAAUUCGUUAAAAAGACCUUUAUUACUUCUUGUUAAUACAAAAAAAAAAAAAUGUUGCAAUUUUCUUAAUAAUCAAAUUUUUUCUACUUAACUUAAUUCAUCUAAUCCAAAACUAUGAAUUUAAGGAAAUUUAAUUAAAUCCUUAUGCAGAUUUUAAAACGUAAGUUGGAUUUGACUAAAUCUCACAAAAGUUUAUUACUUUGGACGUAACGUAAAUAAAAUGCGAUAAAAGUCGAAUUUAAAACGAUUUUGCCUCUUUGCGAAUCAUUUGAAAAAAAAAACCAUAAACUUUACGUAUUUAACAUAACGAUAAUUCUUGAAAGUAGUAACGAACGACGACUAUCAUUUAUAUAUCAAAACAAACAAAUACAUUACACAUCUUAAAAAGACAUAUCGAAAAGUCUGUUUAAAACAAAAAUAUUUAGAACAAAAACAAAAAAGUAUUUAUUAAACAAACAAAUAAAUCACUAAUUUAUAUAAACAAAAAAAAAACAUUAGUUGAUGAGUAUAUAUAAAUAUAUAGGUGAUAAUAAUUUUAUAUUGGGUGUAAAUAUUUAAAAACGACAUGAGGAAUUGAUUAAAUUUUAAAGAACAUAAAAUAAAAAAAAAAAAAAUAAAAAACACAAGCUCUAUAUUACCAACAACAACAACAAAAUAUCUUUAUUGUCCCUCAUGUCCAACAUUAACCCAAUCCCAUUAAAAAAAAAGAACAACUUGUUUAUUAACAAUUCAAAAAAAAAACUAAUAAUCCAAAUAAAAGCAAAAUCACACUUAGUAGAAAAACAAAAAAAUGCAGAGAAACGUUUGUAGAAUUAUCAACAUGAAUACAGGAAUAAAAUUAUUCAAUAACAAAAAAAAAAACAAGAAUAGAAUUUAGAAAUAUUAACAAAAAACAAAAAAAAAACUAUUUAAAUAAAAUAAUGAAAAAAAAGUAAUUUAAAAAACUACUUUAAAUGGAAGCAAUCAUUUUUAUCGUAAAACAAAAAAAAAAAAAUUAUUAAAUGGUGUAUCUUAUAUAUAUAUAUUUAGAAAAUAUUUAAAAAAAUGAAAUCACAAAAAAAAAACAGUUUAUAUAACUAAAAUGAGACUCUACGAAGCAACUAAGUUAUAACAAAAAAAUUCAUACAAUCCACUUAUGGAUUUUGAAACACACAAAAAAUGAAGUAAAAUUUUUAAAUAAUUAGUUUUAAAUAAAAUAUUUUUUACAAUUCUGUUCAAAUACAUAAAAAAAAAUUAAACAAAUGCGUUGUUAAAAAAGAAUUUUUAAAAAUAUAUGUUAAAUAUGCGCGCAGUAACAAAGAUAAAUUAAACAAAAAAAAAAUUAUACAUAAAACAAUUUUGUUUGUUAAAUUUUAACAAAUUUAUAAAAAAAAAUAAGAAGAACAAAAAAUAAAAGAAAAUACACAGACACACAAACAACAAAGCCACUACGCGAUAUAUUAAAAAAACAAAAAGAGAAAAGCAAUUGUAAUGGUGCCUUAAUUACUUGUUUCCAAAUUUUAUUUGUGAUUUUUUUUUUAAUUAAAAAAAAAAAACAUAAUGUUAUAAAAAAAAAACGUUGUUGAUUUGAUAAAUAAUAUUGUGUAUUUUGCUUUGCUUUUUGCAUUUUCAAUUGAAGAAGAAUAGUUUCCUCUGAUCCUUUCUCUCUUCUCUAUCUCUCUCUCUCUUAAAACAAACAAAAAACCCUUAUCGAUGUUUUCUCUUGAUGAAACAUUAUAAAUGAAAAGCAAAAACACGCGUAGACACUUAGCAAAAGCAUUCUGUUCUUUGUUAAUUAUUUUGCUAUGUUUGCUUAUGCAAUCUUUUUUGUUUAUUUUUAAUAAAAUAUUAAAUAACUUAGUAAAUUUUCUUUUUUCUUUUUUAAAUAAAUCAAAUUAUGUAAUGAGAAAUCCCUGGAAUAUUAAAUGUAUUUCUAGUGAUAUUUUAUUUUAGUAAAAACCUAAAAACAAAAACAAAAUGAAAAUACAUUAUAAAGAAGAUGAAAAAAAAAAAAACAUUAGUUGCGCAUGUAGUUGAUCUCUGUCUCUCUCGAUUUCUACUCACAACACAAUGUUUAUACAUAAUAUAUAUAUUAGUAUACAUAAAUUUAUUAUAUUUUCUGGAUGUACUGUUUAUAAUAAAUUAUUAUAUUAUCAGUGUGUACAUCAGCAGAAAAUAUUUGCAAAAAAAAAAACAAAAUGAAUGAUAAAAACAAAUGUAUAAGGUAUUUUAGAUAUUCUUAUUUAAUAUCCAACAAAAACAAAAAAAAAAAAACAUAUUUAAAACAAUUAUUGAUUAAAAACAAAAAAAAAAAAUAUUAAAUUAAAUUUAUGAUCAUAAGUGAAAUGAGAAAACAGUAGUUAGUAGAUAUGAGUUGGAUUUUUGAUUUUGUUUUCUUCAAACAAAUACAAGAAAAGAAAAACACACUGCUCGAAUCCACAUAAUGUUUUUUCCAAAAUAUGAUACAAUUCAUUAGAAGUUCACAAUUUUUAAACAGAAAAAGUAAUAAUUACAAUACAUUUUUAAUAAAAAAUUAAGUGCAUAAAGGAGAUCAGGAAUUAAGGUUUCGUCAAUUUAAAUCUAUAUCAGUUUAUUUUUCACCAAAUAUUUUUUUUUUUUCAUAACUAAUUCAAAUUAAUGUUCUUUAUACCAAAAGUAAGAAUAUGUAUCUAUCUGUAAAUAAUGCUGAUUUAUUUGUAAAUUCUGUGGGCAAAAAAAAAGGUGUUGGAAACCUUAUUCAGAAAACGUUAAUUUAGUAUUAUGGGUUUAAUGUAUCAAUAACUUGGAAAAAUGUAGGCUUGCUUAUGAAAUUUUCUACAUAAAACGCAAAUUAGCUCUACACAGAGUUUUUACACUAGUUCCAUUUCUAGUGCUUAGUAUAAAAAAUAAAGUCAAGUAUUUGAAUUAAGUACUACCAGCUUUGUCAAAAUCGCCUAAGGCUUAAUUGAAACAUUAUAUCACUGAUGGCACAUUUUCUGGUCCUACAUCCCUUUUACCAACACCAAAAGAAUGCAAUAAAGCUUAUAACUAUCGUAAUUCAGCUAAGCCGAUUCUAACCCUGGUUAUGAUAACAAUUAUUAGUAGUCAACUCAAGUGAUUUCCUUUCAGAACUCUUAAAAUUGCUUGUCAAAUUCUUGACAAGCAGUGUUGUUAUGUGAGUCAGGGCACAUUUUUUUUUUUUCAUUUAUUUCAAGAGAUAUUGUUGGUUCCAUUCAUUUAAUUAUCUAGGAGCUGGUAACAUAUCUGCAGAAAAAAUGGCCGCUUGAUAAUCCCACUUGUAACGCUUUGACUCUGGCCAAAAUCUUAAUACAAAUCACGCGUGAAAUUUCCAAGGACAAAUUUUGAAAAAAAAAAUGUAUUCAAGUUUAGCUGCCCUGAGUUCAAAGAAUUAAGUUCAAGUUGAAUUGAGCUAUGCGAUAGUUGAUUUUUUUUUUAAUCAAGAAAAAUCCUUUAUGAGCCUAGUCACAAAAAAUUACAUUUCAUUUUGGUAGGGACAUUUGGUUUAUCAGCAACCCUGUAUUCAUAUUGGAUAAAUCACUAUCCUCAAGUAAAGAAAAUUUAUUUAAAAAAGUAUGAUAGUAGUUUCCAAAAAUUUUUUUGAAAAAGGACACAAACAUUUAACAAAUGGGUUAAGGUAAACUGGGGUUAAUCAGCAUACCUCAUGCAUUUUUCUCAGCUCAAUACCUGAAUUUAUAGCCUCCUUUUACCAAAAAAAGAUUUUUUCACAACCUAAGCAUAUUUCCUCGUUUUCCAAUAAAGAAAACCUCACAAUCCUGAAUCACCUUAAAUAAUGCACUUGACUUAAAUCACAUUAAUAAUAAUAAAAAGCAACAAAAAAAUGUAGAUUUUAUGGUUUCGAAGCACUUAAAAAAAAAAACAACAACAAAAAUUCAAUAUAAUAUUUAUAAACAUUUUAAAUAUCAAGAACAACAAAAUUAUAUAAAAAAAAAGUAAAAAAAGACAAUAUUGUUUGUAAAUAUUAAGGGAAUAAAUGUAAAUUAAAGAAAAAAAAA
Messenger RNA from Episyrphus balteatus (marmalade hoverfly), 8381 nucleotides. RefSeq names its product poly(rC)-binding protein 3 (gene mub). The record is from RefSeq and is a predicted model, not a curated record. The coding region runs from base 635 to 1846 and encodes 403 amino acids. Gene Ontology annotation, biological process: regulation of gene expression; regulation of RNA metabolic process. Gene Ontology annotation, cellular component: nucleus; cytoplasm. Gene Ontology annotation, molecular function: mRNA binding. NCBI's taxonomy places the organism in Eukaryota, Metazoa, Arthropoda, Insecta, Diptera, Syrphidae. The transcript has 11 exons.